AUGGUCCUUCGAAGUCGCAGACAAAGAUUUCCUUUCUCUUACCUCGUGCAGGGUCUCUCGUCUUCUAUCAAGAAUUCGGUCAUUCUCCUGGCCUCAUUGGCCACACUCAGCACCGCCCUUCCCGGGUUUGGACAAUGGCACAAGCCCAGUGGAGCACCAACUGACAUUGCCCAAGGUGGCCAUGACGGGUCGGGCGGCCCUCCCAGUUACGGAGCCGACGCGGGUGCAGGCCACCCUUCUGGCUUUGGCAAGUAUCCAGGCGCUGGAGCGGAUGAAGACCAUGAUCACCCAUCUGGUGACGACCACGCCGGCGACGGCGACCACGAACACGGAUUCGAUGAUAACAGGCCUGCUGCGCAUUCCCGUCGCGGCGAGGCGGCCAUGUACAAGGCUGGCAACCAGGCAGAGUCCAAGUACGAAGGCACCAACGGAAACCACCAAGCACAGCACAAGAACAACGGUGGCGCAUCGGACGGCCAUACCGGCCACGUCGCCGCCCCCAAGGGCCAUCCGGCAGAGCACAGAUGGUAUGACGGGUCUAAGCAGAGCCAUCCCCGAGAUGUUCACCACGAAGGGCCCAUCGCAGCCCCGGCACAUGAGGAGCCUGAGAAGAACGAAAUCGCAAAAGACAUUAGGUUCCUUCAUCUCAAGGACGGCCAGGGGAGCGGAGCGGUGCACACCCAUCAGGCUCGUGCAGCCACGCGCGGUAUGUACGAAUGCAUGAACAAGAACUUUGUGAUGCCGUGCACCUACACGCCUGUCAACGACGGGCAGUGCUAUAACAGAAACUACGGCGACCAGGAUCCAUGGGCCCGGACAAGGGCCUGA
This is a messenger RNA of Capronia coronata CBS 617.96, 828 nucleotides long. RefSeq lists its product as uncharacterized. NCBI's taxonomy places the organism in Eukaryota, Fungi, Ascomycota, Eurotiomycetes, Chaetothyriales, Herpotrichiellaceae. The coding region runs from base 1 to 828 and encodes 275 amino acids. The transcript has 2 exons. The record is from RefSeq and is a predicted model, not a curated record.